UUGGUCCUUGUAGGAUUUUGGCAGAAUCUUCCGGGUCGUAUUAAGAACGCAGUGGGCGUGACAGAGCGUGAACUAACAUCAUUGCGACGAUAGGAUCCUGGAGGAGAGCGUGAACCACGCGUGCACGGGCGUUGUUUUGGUCUUAGAUAAAACUGAAGCAGGACUCAUGCCUAAACUAUGACCAAGUGUGUAUGGUGAACCUAUCACGCCCCCAUCACGCUGGCUCAUGUAAGUUAUUGCAGCUCACCAGCCUUGGAUCACUACCACACGACUUUAACGACCAAUCCACAGUCUUCACGUACCAAUAAUCACCAAGGUGUCCUUCAUUCACCUUCUCGCUUGCUGUCAUUAUGGUCAGGCCUUCUGGACGACCACCGAAAACCUCGUCACCUGAGUUCUCUAAUGCUAUUCGUUUCCAGAAGGGAGCUGGUGCUGGUUCCAAUCACCCUUGUCCCACAGAGGACUCUAACAAUGGGUCCACUCCUAAGAGGCAGAGGAAGGAGAAGGUGACGGCCAUGCUGACAGAGGAGGAGGAACAGUCCAUGGUUGAGUGGCUGGUCAGUAACCCCAUCCUCUACAACCGUAAGUUGAAAAAUUACAAACACACGAGCAGGAAGGAGGCAUUGUGGCGGGAAAAAGCGGAGGAGGUUGGGAAGGACGUCCUCAUACUGAAGACCUGGUACACCAGUCUGCGCACCAGGUACGGCCGCCUGAAGAAGCUCUGCGCCGGGCAGGAGUCCCCCGAGCUGACAGAGCGCGACUUCUGGAUACUCGGAUGCUUUGAGUUCUUGAGACCGCACAUUAUUGAGAUCCAGAGGAGGAGAAGGAGGAAGGAAAAAGUUGGCGUCAGUGUUGAUGACACCCCCCCUAUUGAAGAUGACCUCGGUCAUGACGCUGAUGAGGUUGAUGCCGAUCCACCUGCUACCCACCUUGAGUCAGUUAAACUCCAGCCUGUGUCUCCGCUGAGCAGCACCUCCAGCACCAAACCAUCUACUGCUACCUGUGGCAGAGGGGUGGCAGCUGACGAGGAGGAUGAGACCCUGCUCACGAGCCUCUGUGAACGCCCACAGCACUUCCUGACCAUGCAGCAGCAGCAGCAGCAGCUCCACGGUCUGCUCAGACCAGAAGAUGAACGGGAACGUGACGCAUUCGCGGAGUGGCUCAGGUCAGCCAUGCGAAACUUUGAGCACUCUGUUUGGAGGCGGAGCCAGCGUGAGCUCACCGACGUAAUGUACCGCUUCAUUGCUGAGAACGAUGCUCUGAGGAUCAAGAAACAGCCUCCGUGUUCGUCCUCUGCUGGUCCAACUAGCUAAGCUACAGCUAACCUGCAGGAUUCAACCACCCAGGUGUAUCAGCAGGUUUCUGCCAAGCUCCACGGUGGCAGCCUGGACCGCAGUACUGGCUUGAUACUGUGCACAGGCUCUGUGAACACGUCUUGGGCCCAGUAGCAGUUGCAGGUAAAGCAAUCAACCUCAAGUUCACUCUGUGUCAUCAACCCAGGGUAGCAGCACUCUAACCAGCACAACUGCACAGUACUGUAGAGCAGCGUUCAUCCUUUCUGCAGGGGUCGCCACAGGAAGCAAAUGCUCUUCCUGAUAUAACCUGGGCUUCCAGAUUAUGAGACUGUGGGACUGACCACYGAUGUACACGGCUCCAUGGAGCAGAGUAUUCAGAUGAAACUGUAGUAAUGCUUUUAAAAAACUAACCUUUUUCAUUAAGACAUAUACUGUAUUUCAAAAGAAUGUUUGUAUUCUCAAAUCAAAAGUUUAAUAUAAACAUACACAGAUUUUCAACUUUUACUUUUUUUGAAUAUUUUUUUGAUCCUUUGAAGUGAGUUUUUAAUGGUUUAAAAGCCCUCCUGACAGAACAAUGUCCUGUACAAAAACACUGUCACASAAUUGAGUGUUCAAUACAAAUGAUUUCUUUUACUUGUUAUUUUAUGGUUUAUUUAAAUUAAAGGCAACAUGGAGGACUUGUA
Molecule: messenger RNA, 1978 nt
Organism: Austrofundulus limnaeus
Lineage: Eukaryota; Metazoa; Chordata; Actinopteri; Cyprinodontiformes; Rivulidae
Exons: 2
Coding region: 351-1313 (320 amino acids)
Biological process (GO): regulation of transcription by RNA polymerase II
Cellular component (GO): transcription regulator complex; nucleus
Source: RefSeq, a predicted model, not a curated record